Molecule: messenger RNA, 3930 nt
Organism: Porites evermanni
Lineage: Eukaryota; Metazoa; Cnidaria; Anthozoa; Scleractinia; Poritidae
Source: the annotation of a GenBank genome assembly
CGUAAAAAUAACCCAUAAAUACCACUUGGUUUUAUUCCGGCGAGUAUAUGAUACUCACGAAACUAAACUUUUCUUCCACGAUCACAGAGUUUGCAUGUCAUGAUUCACGCGAAAUGACUACGACCUUCAGGUUGAUCAACUGUUCGAAUCGCGAGUGUUCUAUUUGUGGGGAUACACGAUUCGAACUCAAAUGUCUCCCGUGCUCACAUAAUAUUUGCACAGAAUGUCUUCAAAGCAAGCGACGUAUGAAAAGCUUAAAUACAUCCGUGUAUUGCCCAAUAGAUGAACACAAGUUUAAUCUCGCAAAUAAUGGAAUUGAUAGUCUACCAACGAAGGGACACUUGAUCGAAGUAACAAGCAAUGGAGGACACCAGAAUUUCGAUCGACCGUCCAUUGAAUUUUCAACUGAUCUCAGCGAGAUGUCUGAAAUGUACGAGUUGUUGACAUAUACCCAGGAGUAUCGUAAUGACCUGGCGGCAGCUAUCAGGGACAUGGAGCACGGGAUUGAUGCGUCAUUGUCGGUCCAGGAGGAACGAGUUAAGGAAGAAAUCCGCAGCACAGCUGACGCACUCGUGGACGCUGUUCGCGCUAAGGAAAAGGAGCUCUAUCAAGACGUGGAUCGAUUAAUCGCGUCGGAAAAGCGAGAUCGCUAUCAAGAAAUAGCAGAUUUUUCACUACAGGCACACCACGUUAUUCAAGUUGUUGAAAUGAAUCAUGGAAAGUUUAAACCAGGCAGGAGGGACGAGUUAUUGGCGAAUAAAGUACAAGCACAGUUACUUGCGGUGAAACAGCGAAAGAGUUCAUUGAUGGAGGAUCAGGAAAACCGUGUGUACGAGAUGUCUUUUGUGGCGAACAAUGGGUGCUUUCAAGAGCCGCUCGGAAGGGUCAAAUGCGACAUAGAUAUAAAAGAAGCACGGGAUGAUAAGAAUGAUGGCGCCAAAUUUACUAAUGAAGAUGGGCCCAUAGAGAAGCGUCGACUGUCUUCUCAAAGAGACUCAAAGAGAAAGCCCGGUCAAGUUCUUAGUGUUAUGAUUCCACCAAGCCCACUGUCCGAAAAAUUUCUCCCUUGGGCCUUAUCAGUCAGCGAGAGCGGGCACAUCGCUGUUGUUGACCGAGGAAAUAACUGCAUUCAUAUUUUUGACCCCAUGGGAGAUUUUUUGCGUCACGUCGCCAAGCCCUACGGCAACAAGUUGCUUGAAGUGUAUGGCGUGACUUUUAUGUCGCGUAACACUUUCGCUGUCUCUGAGCACUCCCCUGCGACCGGAAGCGGUUGUCUUAUUGAGAUGGGGAUUUCCGGAGAGCACUUGCGCGUGAUUGCUAAUCUCAAAGGACCAGCGCACGUGACUUCAUUUACUUCUUUUUCAAGUUCAUGUAAGAACGUCAUCGCAGUUUACUACACUAACAGUAUGGAGGCUCCUAAUGUGUUUAGUGCGAGAGAUGAACGAAAAAUCGAGUUACCUGUUGGAAAAUGUUCGCGGACGGGACUGAACCAUGCUCAAAAAGGAGUGCAUCUCAAGGAUAAAUUCAUCUUUUCAGACAGCAACAAAGUAGCAAACCAAGGUUGCGUGAAAGUCUUCGAUUCGGACUGUCAGUUCGUCACCAGUUUCGGAGAACAACCACUUUGGAACGAGAAGAGCCUGGGUCAUCCGCUGCGUAUUGCCGCUGACCCAUUGAAUUGCGUGCUCCUGGUAUAUCAACAGUUUUCUAACAGAAUGAGGGUUUAUGACGUCACUGGCGCAUGCGUAUCGGAAUUCCCCACAACAUCCGGGCUACUUGAUUUUACUGUUGCCCCUGAUGGCAGACUCGUCGCUACUUGUAGCAAAAACAGUGAAUUCCCCAACUCGGUUGUCACAUUAUCAUAUAUGUAGGACCGUGAAUUAUUGAGAUCUGGUGGGUUGAGUUGUUUAAAAACAGACCAGAACAAAAUUUCGAAAAUGCUUUAAUGUAGGUUUGUAGAAAACCAAGAGACUAUAAAGGGGACAGAGAGGGCAUCCCCCAUAUACACCCUAUUCCAUAGGUAAUUCGUCUCGAGUUAUUUUUAACACCACAGAUCUCAAGGGGGAUUAGACAACAGCCAAUCACAUAGCGCGAAUUUGUUCCGCGUGGAUGACCCACGCUGAGAGCCACGCGUCCUUCACGAAAGGACGCAGAACAAAAUGGGAGAAGACGCGGAGAGCGAUUUUGCUAUUCCUUUUGUCGACGAAAACGACCACAGCGAGAUUUCUGCGAAAGCUGUGUCAGCGAAACCGAAAUUAAAAAAGAAUCGCCCUUCCUCUCUUGUAUAGAGCUAACAGUAGAGCAGGGAAAUCCUUAACACACUGAAUAUUCUCUCAGGAUCAUUUAUAAUUUACAGUUUGAAGAGAGCAAUUUCUGGUUUGAUGUUUAUUUUUUUCAGUCUUUAUAGCGAUUAUUCCUACCCACUUACUUUGUCAAUUGUAGGCGAACCCUCCUAAAGCUGAAUUUCAAGGGCCCAUAUUCAAGCUCAGAAAGAGAAAUAAAAUUUCGUCGUUGCUUAUUUACGUCCUCCAUAAAACGCGAAAUUAGGCAUUCUCACGUCGUAGUCGUGCAAAAACGGGAAAGAAAUGAACAAAAAAGUGUGUUGCACGUGCGAAGUUGUUGUUUUGCUAAUUAAACCUAUUUUUUUUUGACGUUCUAGUUGUCGUCCGCGUCAUUGGAUCUUAAACUCCCUAAAUUGUACAAACGACCGGUUUCAAUAGACCGGCGAAAUUUCUCAUUUUAUUAAACCACUGAGGUUACGACAACUUCGAGUUAAACUGAUUUCACGGGUUGUCAAAGAGUCCAGCGAUUCGUUUUUCCCAGGUGAGCGCCGACUCAUUUCGCUUCAAUAUUCAGGAAUGCUCUCGAUCUUUUUACGCUUUCAUUGCCUCUCGCCCGACAUGUUUUGCACGGCCUUUUCGUCAUGCGAAACCUCCACGAAACAUCCACGCCUCGCGCGAGGUAACUUUAUCCCUAUUCUAAAAAUAACUCGAGACGAAAUACCUAUGGAAUAAGGUGUAUAUGGGGGAUGCCCUCUCUGUCCCCUUUAUAGUCUCUUGAGAAAACUGAUUUUUAAGUUGAUUAUUUAACACUUGGCAGGGGCACCCAACGAGAAUAUAGUUCAAAACUACUUAAACAUAGCAUUGUUAAACGUAUUUUAGUAUUUAAACGGUAGAUAUAGGUAUAUUUUUAUCCCCUAAAAAUUUUUCAUCUGUUCGGAUUUCCUAGCUGAAAGUCUAGUGAUCCGAAAAUUAUAGGGAUCAAAACUUACCUUUUCGAAAAUUUCAGUCAGAAAAAAGGAUCCCGAAAAUUCUAGGUCACCUUUUAGGGGUAAAAAUCCAUUAAAAAUGGGCAAUUAUACUAUUUUUUAGAUGUUCGAAAAUCCUAGGGGAGGCAGGCAAGGAAGAGAUUUUACAACAAAUGUUCCGAAAAUUCUAGAUCUCAAAUCGUCUUCCGAACAGAUAUUUUCCGAAAAUUGUCGUCGGGUGCCGCUGACUUGGAGAGAUUACUUUAUUAGCCUGGAUGGAAGGUGGGUUAGAAAAUUAAUAUGGGGCCCAAGAUAAACGAUGGGCUUGAGAGACGAGGAUGACACGAACGCACUACCUCUUUCCCUUGCGACCAGUUCUUAUUUGCGUCCUAACUUUCUCAUGCGCCUCCUAGCGGCUAAUUUUGUAGAAGAAGCAGCUAAUAGAAGACAGAUGACAAAGAUGAAUUCAGGAGAAGAGAAUGGAGGGGCGAUCCUUAUAGUUGACAAGCCUCAAAUUCAAUUUAUGAGGGGUGCAUGUCAAGGACAAUUCAAACGGUAUUUUUAAUUUCAAAGAGGAUAGUCCCUGAUAUCAGUCAGUACACCCCGUUCAAAAAGCCUGCAUCUGGCCUAUAGUCUUGACGUAGAGCAAUGUUUUUGGUAGCUUAUCGUAGGAUUGUUGGCGCCUC